Messenger RNA from Torulaspora delbrueckii, 3072 nucleotides. It is a transcript of the gene PEP5, whose product is annotated as tethering complex subunit PEP5. Lineage: Eukaryota; Fungi; Ascomycota; Saccharomycetes; Saccharomycetales; Saccharomycetaceae. Gene Ontology annotation, cellular component: endosome; HOPS complex. The record is from RefSeq and is a predicted model, not a curated record. Gene Ontology annotation, biological process: endosome organization; intracellular protein transport; vacuole organization. The transcript has a single exon. Gene Ontology annotation, molecular function: protein-macromolecule adaptor activity. Bases 1 to 3072 code for a protein of 1023 amino acids.
AUGUCGUUGGCUUCUUGGAGACAGUUCCAGUUUUAUGAGAAUACUCCUAUUCGGGAUCCUUUGCUAGGUACUGAUACGCCUUUGUAUGCGGACCAGACGCUUUCAGCUGCAGCGCCGGUGAGUAAGGAGCGUUUGGUUGUGGCCAUAAGGUCGAAUUUACUGCAAUUGAUUGACUUGGCAGGGUCCUGUAUUGUUCAUGAGUUUAAGGCUUUUGAAGAUGGAUACCAGAUUAAUUAUCUCGAAGUUUUAGGGGACACGUUCCUUGUAGCAGUAGCGGAACAAUUGGGAAAACCAUCGUUGAUUAAAGUGUACAAGUUGGAUAAAUUGCCAAAAAAUGAGUCCUCUUACCAUUCUUUGGUUGAAGUAAAGAAUGGAAGUAAUACUUUUCCCAUCUCUGUGAUCUCUAUUAGUCGGGAUUUGACCUGUAUUGUCGUUGGAUUCGUUAAUGGUAAGAUCCUGCUUAUAAGGGGAGAUCUUUCUCGAGACCGUGGAUCUAGGCAAAGAGUGAUAUAUGAGGACCCGGGGAAGGAACCAUUGACCUCAUUGUGUUUCAAUGAAGAUGCGACCGUUUGUUUCGCCUCUACGACUUCCAGAGUUCUCCUCUUUAAUACUACGGGUCGCAAUAGUGGACAACCAGAUCUUGUAUUGGAUUCGAAAAGAGGUGUGGACUUAAAAUGUGGUGUUUAUAGUCCCUUCACAAACGAAUACAUCUGUAUUUUAAAGGACACUAUGACAUUUUUCAAAGCCAGUGGUGAAAAGAGUUCUCUAACAUUUGAUGUACCAGCUGUACAAAGAAUUUACGCCAUAGAUAGUGACCAUAUUCUUUUGGUGUUACAGGCAGAAUACUCGCAGUCUACAGCAUUGGAAGUUGAGGAAUUAUCUCAGUCAAACGCCAAUAGAGUGAUCAUUGUCGAUGUCAGAAAUAAAGUGGUCGCUUUGAAUAUUUUCAUCUCUAGUGCAGUGAUUGACGUUUUUCUAAGUGAAGCCAUUUACUUGCUUACAUCCGAAGUAUUGAUUUACAGGAUUACAGAGAAGAAAUUGGCAGAUCAGCUUGAAAUUGUGUUCAACAAGGACCUUUUCCCUUUCGCUCUCGAGUUGGCAGAUCAACAUUCGCUGGGAAAUUUGAAGAAGCAAGAGAUUCAUAAGAGAUAUGGAGAUUGGCUCUAUAAGAAAGGUUUGAGAAAUGAAGCUGUUGAUGAAUACAUUCAAUGUUUGGAUGUGGUGGAGACUAGUGAAAUUAUCUCGAAAUUUGGUAUGGUUGAGAGUCCUAAUCCUCAAAGCCUGGAAAAUUUAGCGGAUUUCUUAUGGUCGCUUAUCAAGAAUGACAUGGCAAACGCCGAUCACAUUACCUUGCUUCUGAUAGCGUUAAUCAAGAUGAAAGCUGACGACCAACUCGAAUAUUUCAUGGAUCAUUUCACUAGGUCAGGGAAAUUCUCAGCAGAAACAAUCGUCGAAGAUUUAGACGAAGAGGCAUAUUUCUAUUCGGACAAGACACUUUUUGACCUCGAACUCGUCGUUCGUUUACUGCAAGAAUCGAACUCUUCAAAAUUAGCUUAUCAAAUGGCCUCCAAAUAUGCUAGAAAUCCCGCUCUCAUCGUGGAGAUUCUUCUCACAUCUCUUAAUGACCCUCAUUUGGCGCUGAAAUAUAUCAAGAGUUUGUCUAUUGAUGACACUCUAAGAGUUUUAGUCACAUUUUCAAGACAGCUACUUGAGGAACUACCCAAUGAGACUAACCUCCUUUUAAUCGACGUAUUUACAGGCAAGUUUGAACGCGAUACUAGCAAUUCGAAGAUUUCACAGGAUUUAAAUCAUAAAGAAUCAGAGCAUACAACAACUGUCUUCUACAGUUACAGGACAUUUUUGGGCUAUAUGAACAACAAGAUGGGAAAUAACAACGAAGAAAACGGCGAAAUGGUCAAGACCGCACCCACGUACCAUCCACCAAAACCUUCUUUAAUAUUUACUUCUUUCAUCUCCAAACCUUUUGAAUUUGUUGUCUUCCUUGAAGCAUGUUUGGAAAGCUAUCGCCUUUAUGAAGGUUCUCGGGAGGACAAGCAGGUAAUUUUGACAACGCUUUAUGACCUUUAUUUAUCGUUGGUGAAGGAUGAUGUGCCUGAGCGGCGAGACGACUGGAAAGCAAGAGCGGAUCAAGUCCUAAGACAGAGUAACGAGUUGAGCGCAGAUGACUCUACCAUUUCCUCCGGAAAACCAGCUGAUAACUCGUUGAUGAUGUUGGUCGCUCACAUGAAUCAAAUGGAUAUUUAUGCUGUGGGUGACCGCAAUAAACCGGACGACCAUAAUACAGAACUCGACAGUCUCCAAAAGGCAAGUUUGGUCAAUACAAUGAGAUCUUUGAUUUUCGUGGAUGAGGCCGUUAAGUGCCUUGAGUUUCUUGAGAAAUACCAGGAACAAGAGCCAUACUUAUAUCGUGUUGCUCUCACAUACUUCGUAUCUUCGAAGCAUGUGCUAAGGGAGAUUGGUGGUGAAUCAGUACUGAAAGAAAAAGUACUCGGGAAAAUAAUAGAGAAGAACGUAAUGAGCGUUCUUGAUAUCCUUCAAGUCCUAGGUUCGACCAACGUGGCAACUUAUGGGGUUAUUCAAGAUUUGUUGAUCGAGCAUGUUCAACAGGAGGAAGACCAAAUAAAGAGAAGUCGCAAGCUAAUAAACUCGUAUGAGUCGGAGCUCGAGGCGAACAAGGAAAAAUUGCAUAGCAUACUAAGCUCAGAAGAGCCAUCCAAGAUAAAGAUCAAAAAUUUCAAGUGUUUCAUGUGUAACACAGCUCUCGAACUGCCGAUUGUCUAUUUCAAGUGUGACCACAUAUAUCAUAUGAGGUGCCUUAAUGAAGAAGCAGUAUCGGAAGAAGGUAAGAAGCUCUUCAGAUGCCCUAAAUGCUUAAUCGAGUUAGAGACUUCUGAAAAGCUCUUCCAAGCCCAACGCGAGGCCAGUACAAAACUUGAACUUUUACAAAUGGCUCUAAAUGACGAAGAAGGUACAGACGAUCGCUUCAAAAUUGUCACAGAAUUUAUAGGUAGAGGUGGGUUGGAAAGUUCUUUCAUAGCGUUAGAAAAGUAA